UGGGAAUUCUCUCGCUCUCCCAUCUGGUUCGCCGAGCACAGCACCGGGGGAUGGAGUGAAGGAAGGAAGUAGGAAAGGAUGGAUCACUCUGAAGAAAAAAGCGCCAAAACGGUUGACAUUUAUCGGGACACAUGGGUCCGCUUCCUUGGAUAUGCCAACGAGGUCGGGGAAGCCUUCCGUGCUCUGGUCCCGGUCAGUCUGGUGUGGGGGAGCUACGCUGUGGCCACUGCCUAUGUCACCGCCGACGCCGUAGACAAAGGGAAGAAAGCAGCUGUGGCUCAUGGAGACAACCCGGGUAAGACGACCCGGGUGGCGGUGGCGGUGGUGGACACGUUUGUGUGGCAGGCCCUCGCCUCGGUGAUCAUCCCGGGCUUCACCAUCAAUCGCGUGUGUGCUGCGUCGCUCUACCUGCUCGGCAGAAGCACCAAGCUGCCCCUGUCCGUCCGCAAGUGGACCACCACAGCCAUCGGCCUGUCCACCAUCCCCUUCAUCAUCACGCCCAUAGACCGGUCCGUCGACCUUCUGCUGGACUCCAGCUUGCGCAAGAUCUACGGCCACGGAGAGAAGCAGGAGUGAGGAGCCCUGCUGCAAUACAGCCAUGUGGACCUUCGCUCCAAAGACAGAGUCAGAACAAAGAUCUCACUCUCACUUCAGAUGUUUAAGAGGAUUCAGCUCAGUGUGAAAUCUCUGUUCUUAAAGAGGAAGUCUUUCUGAGCCAUCUGCGAAGCAAUAUUUAAACAAAACUUUCUUUCAACAUUUGAGUUUUUUUGCCAACACUAGCGCUGGACACAGAAGAAAGCGGAUGUUACUAACUGAAAGGACACACAUGCUGUGUUCACUGGCCAUACAUCAGUACUGUAACGCUAAAUAAGUCUAGAAUAGAGAUCAGAAAAGCCUCUGUAGAACGUCACUGCCCUUUUUGACUUGACUCAUCUAUCUAAUGUCAUUCUGUAACAAUGCCGUCUUUGUCUUAUAGCGAAGGUGGGCAGUUAAAUUUCCACAUUAGAAAAUGGAACGGUUGUGAGGGGCCACCAUCAAAAGAAAGACAGCAAUGGCUACAAAACAUGAUGGCAAAAUAUCCUAAAUAUAUACUUGAGUAACAAGGACAAAAUGAACCUAAAAAGGUCAAAUGUAUUUAAGGAUAUUUAGAAGUGCAAAUAUGCCAAUGAAAAGUAGAAAAUUUCAGACUUUAAACAAGAACAUGCUAUAUUUACUGCUGGAGUGGUGGUGGUGACUAAAAAAGAGAGAAAAAAAAAAACAGAAAAAUACCGACAUAUUAGUUAUGGUUGUAGUCUGAUGUCAAACGGGCCACGAAAAUACAGGCAUCGGGCUGCACAUGGCCCCGGGCCGCACUUUGCCCAGGUCUGCCUUAUAGGGUUCCCAGGUUUUAUUAAAGCUCAAACAAAUGUGACAAUUUAUUUAACUUCAUUUUACAAAUACUAGCAACACUAUUCUGUUAUUAUGACGAUUAUAUAUAUUUGCAGUUAUUGGAAUGAACGCCCAGCAUUUGUUGCCAAUACUUGAAGAGCAUGUGGGAUUUUUGCAUGUUUUUGUUACUUUGUUUACAGAAGCCUCAGAUAUUACUCAGUGAUGUGCGGUCAAUGGCAUCCUGCUGGAUUUCCCCUCUAUGUUUUUGAGCACUUUAGUCGUGGAGAUGGAGCUCAGGGAACGGUUCAUGCCAGGAGGCGUGGUGAAAUGGAGCUUUUGUUACAGUAACGUUUAUUAUGUGUGCACCUUACUGAAAAAAAGUAAAAAUGAAUUGCCAACAAUGGACUUCAAGAGGGCACCACCAAACAUGAAAUUGUUGCGUCACCAAUCUGCAAACACGUAAAAAAAACACACACACACAAAAACUAUUCUCACGUGCUUUUUCUUGUGUUUGAAACCUGAACUUUCCAGCUCACUUCCUUUGUUCUCAAGUUUCUUUGUGUCAAACUUUUUAUGCAAGUUUACAAAAGAGAAUCUCGGGGGAAUUUGGUGUUAUACUCUGGGUACUACGGUUAAUCUGAACAGAAGAACUUCAUUUCUGUUUAAACUCAGACCUUCUGUUAAUGCUGCCUUUUGCUGGAAGUUGCAUGUCCAUGAUAAAGCCAUCAAAGCUGGAAGCAGAGGUUGUUGCUGUGUAUUCUUGUCUUCAGGGUUCCUUGUUUUCACACUAAAGUGCUGUUUAAACCCUCAGUCAGUGGUGCAACACAUGAACACACCCCAGACCUCUGCAUGGCUGUCAGUGUGCUGAGAUAGAGCUGAGAGCAGGGACAGAACGCUGAAAAGGGAACCCGUGUCAGGCUCUAUAUUUUUCCAUGUGUCGUCUUAACGGUGUUGCUGAACUAUGCAAAAAUUAAGUUAAGGGAAUGUUUCUACUUGUUUUCUGUACAUCCGGGUGAAAGGGAACUCAUAGGUGCUGUCAGUGUCACGACAGCGGUUGCUCCACAUGAUGUUUAUGCUCUCGGACGUCAAGGCUAGAGACGAGACUGGUCCACUCUUUACAAGCUUGUCUCUGGUGUGCAGUGGUCAGUAGCUGUCAAAGAGCUUGUGCCAUGAGCCAUGACAAGGCAGCGCAAACAUGGAGCUCUCACUCUUCCAUCAGACUGAACUUUGUCCAUUGUGGCCUACGGCUACUGACCGCUGCACACCAGGACCAGGAGCACGGUGGUACUCAGGCGGUCAUAAUGUUUCAGAGUGUGGCAGAAGUGGUCACGUGACACAAUUUGUUUUUAAACAGAGCAAGACAUGAUGGUGCGGCCGACAGUGAGCGCCUCCUGCGAGUGACACGCUUGUUUUUAUGUGUUUGGGAACAUGUUCUCCAGUGAAUUUACUCACCUACAAAAGCACAUGAGUCUGUUUCACUCCAUGUAACUUCAGCAAGUUUAAAUCUAUGCACAGCCACUCCACUGCUCCACUGUCAAUUGACUCUUGUGAAAUAUUCAUUUAAACAUUUCAGUUCUUUGUGUUUACGUUGGUUACGUGGUGUCAGACUUUUGAAAUGUGAUGCUCAAUGGGUGAAACACUGGAGGGGAAAGUUGUUGAUAAAUAAAACUUUU
Synchiropus splendidus (mandarinfish) is the source of this 3041-nucleotide messenger RNA. It is a transcript of the gene mtfp1, whose product is annotated as mitochondrial fission process 1. The transcript is spliced from 4 exons. NCBI's taxonomy places the organism in Eukaryota, Metazoa, Chordata, Actinopteri, Syngnathiformes, Callionymidae. The record is from RefSeq and is a predicted model, not a curated record. Gene Ontology annotation, biological process: mitochondrial fission. Bases 79 to 576 code for a protein of 165 amino acids. Gene Ontology annotation, cellular component: mitochondrion.